AAUCAUAGCCCGCCCUGUACUGAGCGGCAGCCAAUGGGAGGCACGCUCGAGCUGCUUCCGGCUCGGCGCUCCGCUCGCCCCUUCCCCAGAUCUUCCCGCGACGGGCGGGGCUCGGGGCGGGCGUCGGCCGCGGUGACGCGCGGCGGGCCAGGAGCCAAUAGGAGGCGGGCUGGGUACUGAUGGACGGGUCCAGCGGCCAGUGGCGAGGCCCCGGCCGCACUUCCCGUCGGGGAGAGAGUGUAAUAUGGCGAAGACCUACGAUUACCUGUUCAAGCUGCUGCUGAUCGGGGACUCGGGGGUGGGGAAGACCUGUGUCCUGUUCCGCUUCUCCGAGGACGCCUUCAACUCCACGUUCAUCUCCACCAUAGGAAUUGACUUUAAGAUUCGGACCAUAGAGCUGGAUGGCAAGAGAAUCAAGCUACAGAUAUGGGACACGGCUGGGCAGGAGCGCUUCCGAACCAUCACCACGGCCUACUACAGGGGGGCAAUGGGCAUCAUGCUGGUCUAUGACAUCACCAAUGAGAAGUCCUUCGACAACAUCCGGAACUGGAUUCGGAACAUUGAGGAGCAUGCCUCCGCCGACGUGGAAAAGAUGAUUCUGGGGAACAAGUGUGACGUAAAUGACAAGCGCCAAGUCUCCAAGGAGCGGGGAGAGAAGCUGGCCCUUGACUACGGAAUCAAGUUCAUGGAGACCAGUGCGAAGGCCAACAUCAACGUGGAGAAUGCCUUUUUCACCCUCGCCAGAGACAUCAAAGCAAAAAUGGACAAGAAAUUGGAAGGCAACAGCCCGCAGGGCAGCAGCCAGGGCGUCAGGAUCACCUCAGACCAGCAGAAGAGGAGCAGCUUCUUCCGGUGUGUCCUGCUGUGAGGAGCGCCGCCUGCUGGAGCCUCUCAGCCGAGCUGACUGUGCCUGCCGGGCGAGCCCUCGCUCAGCCAGGGGCCUCCCCCAGCCUCCAGCACCCCACCGGGGCCGGGCCCUGCCACCGGCGCUGGGGGGCCCCCAGAAUGCAAUUGAGAAAUUGUUUAUUUUAGUAACUGUCUGAUCUUUUUCAACUCCGGAAAUGGACUAAGUUAAGAAUCUGCUAUUUUUUUUUCUGUGACGUCCGCUGAAGAGACCUGGCCACACACCGCGAGAGGGGACAGAGCGAGAGCGAGUGAGCGAGAAUGCCAGGUCGAGCUGUGGCCAGCAGCAGCGGCCGCCGUGGGCCUCCGAUGGCUCGUGUCACUGUGACACAGGACCUGUCCUGGCCACCCUGCCCCCUCCAAGGCCAGCAGGGAUUCCAGGGUGCUGGGUCCCCACACCCCAAGCGAGGCGGCCGGGGGCCAGGCGCGCACUGGAGCUCUGCUCUCCAUUUGGGACGAGUGACAAACACCAUUCCUCCCACCCCAGCCCCGUGCCCCCCCGCCGCUGCCUUCUCUAAUGCUCAACCAAAGGGAGGCACAAAUCCGGUGGAGACGCCGCGUGUGGCAGCGUCUGGAAGGCUGUGCCAGCCCUGGGCGCCCUGCGGCCCCCACCCCUGCUCGCGCCCCGCCGCCUCUGCAUCGGACGCUCCUCCUAGCUGAGAUUUUUAUUUUUCCAGAUUUCGUACCUAGCGCCAUGACGUGAUCCUGUCUCUGAUUGCCAGUUGGCAGGCCCAGGUGAACGGACCCGCCCGGCAGCUGGACACGGCCCUGUGCACCGGGCGGCGGCCUCGCACCGUGGGUGCCCUCCACAGGGCCAGCCGGGUUGGCUUCCGGCCUUACGUCCUCUGGUUCUGUUUGCAACAGCUGCAAUGUCCCCCAGGGGACAGGAAUGGGGACCAAGAACAGACAGGGGGACGUCACCGGGGAGCCGGCUCGUCCGCCCUGCCCGCCCCAAGCCGCCAUCAGCCCAAGCCGUUGGCGUCUUCGAUUCCUUCUGUCGUCCGAUUAACCCGCAAACCAGCAAUAGUCUACGCUCCCCCUGGAAUCUAACAUGCUGUUUACAUGGAUAAAUGCACUUAAGAAAACCAAUUAAAGCUCAUUUUAAAGUUUAAA
Messenger RNA from Ochotona curzoniae (black-lipped pika), 2016 nucleotides. RefSeq names its product RAB8A, member RAS oncogene family (gene RAB8A). The record is from RefSeq and is a predicted model, not a curated record. Bases 245 to 868 code for a protein of 207 amino acids. The transcript has 8 exons. Gene Ontology annotation, molecular function: GTPase activity; GTP binding. Gene Ontology annotation, cellular component: dendritic spine; plasma membrane; endosome. Gene Ontology annotation, biological process: neurotransmitter receptor transport to postsynaptic membrane; protein secretion; cellular response to insulin stimulus. Lineage: Eukaryota; Metazoa; Chordata; Mammalia; Lagomorpha; Ochotonidae.